Molecule: messenger RNA, 2883 nt
Organism: Drosophila arizonae
Lineage: Eukaryota; Metazoa; Arthropoda; Insecta; Diptera; Drosophilidae
Product: putative 2-oxoadipate dehydrogenase complex component E1 homolog
Molecular function (GO): oxidoreductase activity, acting on the aldehyde or oxo group of donors, disulfide as acceptor; thiamine pyrophosphate binding
Source: RefSeq, a predicted model, not a curated record
UUACUAACAAUCAAUAAAAUGCUGCGAAACUUUGCGAGUGCGAGAAGUAAACUGGCCAGUAAUUGGCCACGCCCACAGCGCAACUAUCACAGCAAAGUGGGCGUCUGGGGCUAUCGGCCAGUGACCAGGCGCGUCUUCAAAGUGCCCGAGGAGGUGAAGGAGUCGCGCAAUGCACAGGCCAACGUCUACCGCUGGGUGGAGGCAUUUCGCCAGCACGGGCACAAAUUGGCAGCCGUAAAUCCCAUCAGCAUCAAAGUGUCCGGCGGCCAAAGCGAGCUGCAGGAAUUAAAUCCCGCAUUUUAUGGACUGCAGACACAGCAAACGGUGCGCACCGCUGGCCUCCUCAGUGCGCCGGCGAAUGCCCAGAACGUUGCCCAGCUGGAGCAGCUGCUGCGCGACAUUUACUGCAGCAGCUCGGCCAGCGCCGAGUUCGCCUACGUUGAGGACACCGAGGAGCGCGAAUGGCUGGCCAAGAACUUUGAGUCUCUGUCCGAGCGCCAGCUGCAGUCGACGGAGCGCUGCGAAAUCGCCGAGCUGCUAAUUAAGUCCCAGGCAUGGGAUAAUUUCAUGGCCCUCAAAUUUCCCACGGUCAAGCGCUACAGCGGCGAGGGCGCCGAGUCCAUGUUGGCCUUCUUUUGGCAACUCCUGCGCGACAGCGUUCAAGCUAACAUUGAGCAUGUGGUGCUGGCCAUGCCCCACCGCGGACGCACCUCCCUGCAGGCGGUGCUGCUGAACAUGCGGCCGGCAAAAGUUUUUCGCAAACUCAGCGGCGCUUCGGAGUUUGCCGACGACAUUGAGGCCAUGUCGGACAUCAUAACUCACUUCCAUGUUUCGGAGCAGCUCCAAGUGCUUGGCAAAAGCAUCAACUUUAGCAUGGUGCGAAAUCCUUCACAUCUGGAGGCCGCCAAUCCCGUGGCCAUGGGCAAGACGCGCUCCAAGCAGCAGAGUCGCAGGGAAGGCGCCUUCAACACAGAUUCGGAGAGCGCCGAACCCUUUGGCCAGCAUGUUUUGAAUGUGAUCCUCCAUGGAGAUGCAGCCUUUGCCGGUCAGGGCAUCAAUCAGGAAUGCCUCAACAUGGCCUACGUGCCGCACUUUGAGGUGGGCGGCAGCCUGCAUCUGAUUGUCAACAAUCAGGUGGGCUUUACCACACCCGGAGAGCGCGGACGCUCCACCGAAUACACCUCCGAUCUGGCCAAGACCAUUCAGGCGCCCGUCUUCCAUGUCAAUGGCGAUGAUCCAGAGGCACUGAUACGCAUUACCAACCUCGCGUUCCGCUAUCAACGCGAAUUCCGCAAGGACGUCUUCAUUGACCUGAACUGCUAUCGCCGCUGGGGCCACAACGAGCUAGACGAUCCGACCUUCACCAAUCCACUGGUCUAUAAAAUUGUCCACCAACGCCAGUCCGUGCCAGACCUGUAUGCAGCAGAGCUGGCCAAGCAGGGCGUGCUCAGCGUCGAGCAAGCUAAGCAAAUGCGGGAGCAGUACAUGUCCUAUCUGAACGAGGAAUUGUCCUUGGCGCCCAGCUAUCAGCCGCCGCCAAGCUACUUUGAGCAGCAGUGGGCGGGACUGCAGCUGGCGCCCGUCAAUGAACUCACCUAUUGGGAUACGGGUCUGGAUUACGGUCUACUGCACUGGAUUGGCCAGCAGAGCGUCGCCUUCCCUGAUGACUUUAACAUUCAUCCACAUCUGCUCAAAACGUUUGUCCAAGGCAGACUCAAGAAACUGGAGGCUGGCGCCAAAAUAGACUGGGCCACGGCUGAGGCGCUGGCCAUUGGCAGUCUGAUAUAUCAGGGUCACAAUGUGCGCCUUAGUGGCGAGGAUGUGGGGCGUGGCACCUUCUCGCAUCGCCAUGCCAUGCUGGUGGAUCAGCAGACCAAUGAGAUGUAUGUGCCGCUCAACCAUAUGGAAGGCGGCAACGGAGGCAAACUAGAGCUGGCGCACAGCAUUUUGUCCGAGGAGGCGACACUGGGCUUCGAGUACGGCAUGGCCAUAGAUAAUCCACAGAAUUUGAUUAUAUGGGAGGCGCAGUUUGGUGACUUUGCCAAUGGCGCCCAAAUAAUCAUCGAUACUUUCAUAGUCUCCGGCGAGAGCAAAUGGAUGGAAUCGAAUGCUUUGGUCAUGCUCCUACCACACGGCUACGAUGGGGCGGCCUCCGAGCACAGCUCCUGCCGCAUUGAACGUUUUCUGCAGCUCUGCGACUCCAAGGAAACAGCUCCAGAUGGCGACGGCGUCAACAUUCAUGUAGUUAAUCCCACGACACCGGCUCAGUACUACCACGUUUUGCGUCGCCAGCUGGCGAGAAAUUUCCGUAAGCCGUUGGUGGUGGURGCGCCCAAGACGUUGCUCCGUCUGCCAGCUGCGACCUCCACACACGAGGACUUCCAGCCGGGCACGCUCUUCCAAAAUGUCAUAGGUGACAGCACUGUGCAGCCGGAACAGGUGCGCAAGGUCAUCAUUUGCAGUGGCAAGCACUACUACAAUCUGGUCGAGGAACGCGCCAAACGUCAGAUUCAGGACACGGCCAUUGUGCGCCUAGAGUCCCUCUGCCCAUUCCCAGUGCAGGAGCUGCAGGCCCAGCUGGCACAAUAUGGCAAUGUGCAGAGUUUCGUCUGGAGCCAGGAAGAGCAUCGUAACAUGGGCGCUUGGACAUUUGUGCGGCCACGCUUUGAAAAUUUAAUUGGCAAGCAACUCCACUAUUGCGGCCGCUGCGAGGCGCCCACGCCCGCCACGGGCAUUGGCAAAGUGCAUAAACGGGAAGUUGAUGAAAUUGUUGCAGCUCCAUUUGAACUUUAGUACGAUGCCGCCGCUGCCGGACACGGCCUUCCCUCCCCUCCUCUGUUGUCCCCGCGCCAUGCGCCCGUAAAUAUAUCACAAAGUACUUUA